This is a messenger RNA of Porites evermanni, 2280 nucleotides long. The record is from the annotation of a GenBank genome assembly. NCBI's taxonomy places the organism in Eukaryota, Metazoa, Cnidaria, Anthozoa, Scleractinia, Poritidae.
GCCCUAGGUAUCGCCUAUCACAAUCUUGGAGAUUUCCGGAAAGCCAUAGAGUACCAUCAACGACACCUCAAAAUUUCGAAAGAAGUGGGAGACAGGGCAGGAGAAGGAAAAGCGUACGGUAAUCUUGGCAUCGCCUAUCAUAGUCUUGGAGAUUUCCAGAAAGCCAUAGAGUACCAUGAACGACACCUCAAAAUUUCGAAAGAAGUGGGAGACAGGGCAGGAGAAGGAAAAGCGUACGGUAAUCUUGGCAACGCCUAUCACAGUCUUGGAGAUUUCCAGAAAGCCAUAGAGUACCAUGAACGAGACCUCAAAAUUUCGAAAGAAGUGGGAGACAGGGCAGGAGAAGGAAAAGCGUACGGUAAUCUUGGCAACGCCUAUCACAGUCUUGGAGAUUUCCAGAAAGCCAUCGAGUACCAUCAACGACACCUCAAAAAUUCGAAAGAAGUGGGAGACAGGGCAGGAGAAGGAAAAGCGUACUGUAAUCUUGGCAACACCUAUGACAGUCUUGGAGAUUUCCAGAAAGCCAUAGAGUACCUUGAACGAGACCUCAAAAUUUCGAAAGAAGUGGAAGACAGGGCAGGAGAAGGAAUAGCGUACGGUAGUCUUGGCAAUGCCUAUCACAGUCUUGGAGAUUUCCAGAAAGCCAUAGAGUACCAUGAACGACACCUCAAAAUUUCGAAAGAAGUGGGAGACAGGGCAGGAGAAGGAAAAGCGUACGGUAAUCUUGGCGAUGUCUAUAACAGUCUUGGAGAUUUCCAGAAAGCCAUAAAGUACCUUGAACGAGACCUCAAAAUUUCGAAAGAAGUGGGAAACAGGGCAGGAGAAGGAAGAGCGUACGGUAGUCUUGGCAAUGCCUAUCGCAGUCUUGGAGAUUUCCAGAAAGCCAUCGAGUACCAUCAACGACACCUCAAAAUUUCGAAAGAAGUGGGAGACGGGGCAGGAGAAGGAAAAGCGUACGGUAAUCUUGGCAACACCUAUCACAGUCUUGGAGAUUUCCAGAAAGCCGUUCAGUGUUAUAAGAACAGUGUUAUAGCCUUCGACCACAUUAGGAGAAAUCUCAUAUCUAACGACGAAUGGAAGAUUACCCUUAAAAGUACGUAUGAUUAUAUUAAUUUGAGGCUGUGGGAGUUGCAGUUUAAGGAAGGUAAAGUCAUUGAGGCACUUUUAACUGCUGAUCAAGGACGAGCACGAGCUUUAAAUGAUCUUCUGGAGUUCAAUUAUGGCCUUAAAGGGUUACGCCCAGAAAUAGGAACACUUUCUGCAAGACCAAGUGACUUUGCCAGUUACUUACCACCAAAUACAGCUUUCAUGGGUAUCAGCGAGGGAGGAAUAGUUCUCUGGGUGAACGAGAAAGGAAAUGAAAUCAAAACUAGAAGAACUGAGAUUGAUAUGUCCGUCACAACGUAUUUUCAGUCUCUAUUGGAGGCUACACAUAAAGAAAUAGGUGUAAGAGCUGACGUUAAUUGUGAAGAUCGCUCAUUAAGUAACCCAAGCGAUAAGAAGUUAGCGGAAAAAAGAUCAAGUAAGCCAAAGUCUCAUCCUUCAUAUUUUAAGAAAAAGUCAUUGCAAACAUUUUACAACGUUGUCAUAAACCCUAUAAGAGACUUACUCCAGGGCGAUGAGGUUGUGAUUGUUCCACAAGGACCUCUAUGUUUGGCGCCUUAUGCUGCUUUCAUGGACUCAAAAGCAAACUACCUCUGCGAAACGUUUAGAAUUCGACUGCUUCCCUCACUUUCUAGUCUGCGAUUAAUCCAAAAUUGUCCAGCAGAUUUGCAUAGCAAGACUGGCGCUCUUCUUGUCGGCGAUCCGUGGGUACAGGAGGUGGUUUAUGAAGGAGAGCCGCUUGAUCAGUUAAUUUGGGCAAAGAGGGAAGUGCAGAUGAUUGGAGAAAUACUUCAAGCUGUACCUCUCGUUGGAAUGCAGGCAACAAAAGAUGAAGUUUUAAGACGUAUCUCCUCGGUUGCUUUGGUGCACAUUGCUGCUCACGGUAAAAUGGAAACAGGAGAAAUUGCCUUGGCCCCUAACACAACGCGUUCAUCCGUAAAUCCAGCUAGGGAGGACUAUCUCUUAACUAUGAAAGAUGUUUUAGAUGCGCAGAUUAGAGCAAGACUUGUUGUUCUUAGUUGUUGUCAUAGUGCUCGGGGAGAAGUCAAAUCUGAGGGUGUGGUCGGCAUCGCACGGGCUUUUUUGGGUGCUGGUGCUCGUGCUGUUCUGGUGUCCCUGUGGGCGAUCGACGACAAAGCUACUAUGGAGUUCAUGAAAGUUUUCUACCAAGAACUA